This is a messenger RNA of Plasmodium vinckei vinckei, 4680 nucleotides long. Its product is annotated as conserved Plasmodium protein, unknown function. Gene Ontology annotation, cellular component: ribonucleoprotein granule; mitochondrial matrix. Gene Ontology annotation, molecular function: RNA binding. Gene Ontology annotation, biological process: mitochondrial RNA processing; regulation of mitochondrial mRNA stability. The coding region runs from base 1 to 4680 and encodes 1559 amino acids. NCBI's taxonomy places the organism in Eukaryota, Apicomplexa, Aconoidasida, Haemosporida, Plasmodiidae. The record is from RefSeq and is a predicted model, not a curated record. The transcript is spliced from 4 exons.
AUGAAAAAUUAUAUACUUCGGAAUGCUAAUAAAUGUAUUUUAAGUCUUUCUGGAGGUAUUGAAAAAAAAGCAUGUACCAAUUCAGUAGUUAGCGAUUUUCGAGGAAAAUUUUUAUUUAGCAGAACAAUAUAUACAAACAAUGAAAAAUGUGAAGAUGAAAGAACAGAAAAAGUGUGCGAAGAUUUUAUAGGAGACUAUAAUAAUUUAGGUACAGAAAGAAAAACCAAUAUAGAACAAGAUGAAAUAUAUAGAGAAAAACAAAAUGAGUUUACUAAAAUAUUUGAUGAAAACAAAUUUGAAAAAGAAGAUUAUACCACAGUUAAAAUUGUGAAUAAGAACAAUACAGAUACUAAUGAAUUUUUGCUAAGUAAUGAAAAUUAUUUAAAUUUUAUAAAAAAAUACAACAACAAUAACAGUAGCAACAGUAGCAAAUGUAAGGGUAGCCGAUUUAGUAAGAGCAAUUUACAAAUUGAAGAUACAGAAAAAAGUCUAUGGGAAAUUUUAAAGGAAAAAGAAGAGUACAUAAAAAAUAAAAAAAAAUUAAAGCUAUAUAAAAAAGAACUUGAUAAUAAAGCAAAUAAAGAAUAUGAAAAAAUUGUAAAAGAAGAAAAAUAUAUUAAUCAACAAAUUAGUGAUACACACAGUUUUAGAACAAAAGAUAAAAAUAAAGAAGAACCAAAUAAUAUAGAAAAAAAACAUAAAAAAAAAAUAUUGGAAAGAGAUAAUAUAUAUAAUGAUAUUGAUACAUUUUUAGAGGGAAAACAAAAAUAUGUUAAUGAUAUAAAAUCAUAUGAUGAAAUAUAUGAUGAAAAUAGUCACAAAAUUAAUAAUAAAUCAAUGGAUGAAUAUAAAGAAAUAAAAAAAAAUGAUAAUAAUGAAUUUUGUUUAAAUAAUAUAAUUAAUGAAGAUAUGAAAAGGCAUGCAGGAAAUUAUAGUCUUAAUGAGCAUAAAAACAAAAAUAAACAAAUAGGAAGUAAUAUAUUAAUUAAUGAUUUAAAUGUAAAAAAUAAAAACAGUCAUGAAAUAUUCAAUGAUAACUUAUUAAAUGGACAAUUGUUUGUAGAAGAACUAAAUGAUAUAUCUGCAAAAAAAUGUAUAGAAAAAAUGGAGACCAUAAAAAAGGAUAGCAAGCUAAUUGAAAAUAGUGAAACAAACUUCGAUGAAAAAGAAAAAUCUAUGUGUACUCCUCAAAAUUUAGUAGAAAUAAAUGCAGCAGAAAUUGUAAAAAAGAUUGGAGGAGAAAAUUUAAGUACCAUUAUUGAUGGAAAUAUAGAUAACUUAAUUAUACAAAAGGAAAUAAAAAAAGAAAAAAGUGUAACAGGAUUAAUAAGUGUUAUAUAUAAUAAUUUAGAUAAUUGUGAUAAUAUAAAUUUAAGUAGUGGAUUAAUUAAAAUGUCUAAAAUGAUAGAUUCAUAUCAAAAGCAAAGUAUAAUGAGAAAUCCUAUGUAUUUAAGUAUAAUAAAAAAAGUAGAAGAAAAUAUAAAUACUUUUGAAUUACCCAGUUUAGUACAAACUUUUUAUGCUUUUGUUAAAAUCGAUCAUCUCCCUUAUUUUUUCAAUGAUAUAAUAAAUUGUAUAAAUAAUAAAUUAGAUAAAGCGGAACCUAAACAUAUAUCUAGCAUAUUAUACAGUCUAAGUAAUAUAUUAAUCGAAACAAAUGAAAGUCGGAUUUUAAAAAUGAAAGUUAUAGAUAUUGUUAAAACGGAUAUAAAAAGUUUUAAUUGUCUUAAUGAUGUUAUAUGUUUACUUACUUCAUUAUCAAAACUAAAGUAUAAAGAUAUAUAUGUAUAUUAUGAGCUUUCUAAAAAAAUCGAAGAAAAUAUUGAUGAGUUAAAUAUGAAAAAUGUUAGUAAUAUAUUAUGGUCUUUUAGUAAUAUCAAUUAUACUAGUAAAUUAAUAAAAAAUAUGAAAAAAAUAAUUGAAAAAAAUAUAAACAAUAGUAAUUAUGUAGAUAUAAUAAAUAUAGUCUAUUCAUUAGUUAAAUUAAAUGAAUAUGAUGAACAUUUAUUUAAUGAAGUUUUUCCAAAUUUUAUUAAUGUAUAUAUACAUAACAUGAAUGUAAAAAAUUUGUGUAUGAUUUUAUGGUCCUAUACAUAUGCAAAUAUUGAUAAUCCAGAUUUGUAUAUAAAUAUAUUAACUAAGAUUAAUGAAAAUAUAAAAGAUAUUACUACUAAAGAUAUAAUAUCUAUAUUAACAUGUCUAAGCCGAAUUAAAUAUAAUUAUAGAUAUAAAUAUUUAUUUACUCAUUUAAAAAAUAAAAUUAUAAAAAAUUUAUAUUCUUUUACACCUUUACAAUUAACAAAUAUAAUUUAUUAUUCAUCCUUUUUAGAUUUGUAUGAUCAUAAAUAUUAUUAUUUAUUAGUACAACAAAUAUAUCAAAUUCGAAAAUUAUUAUAUUUAGAAAAUCUAACUAUAAUUUUAUAUGCAUUAAAAAAUGUAUCUUAUUUGAAUGUACAUAACAUUCAUGUUUUUAAUUUAAUAUCUUAUAUUUUUGAUCAAAUAAAAAAGAAAUAUAAGUUAUUGACAGGAGAGGAUUGCCUCAAUAUAAUGCUCAUCAUGAAUGACUUAGAAAAAUACACAACCCAAGGUUACCUCACCUUUUCAUCUCAAACCGAUUCUUCAAAUAAUUUAGCUACUACAGAAAAUGUGAAAAGCCAAGAGACCGACGUUUUAUCAUCAAACUCGCUUUAUAAUAAUAACAAAAAUGGUGAAAAUAAUUUAGAGAAAAAUUAUAUUGAUAUAUUUGACGAUGGAGUAAAAUUAGAAGAAUUACACCUUGACACAGAAGAAAUUUAUUUUCCUCAUAUUAAUGAUUUAUUAUAUGAACAAAUAAAAAUUAGACUUAACAAUUUUUGGCAAUUAAAUAUAAAAGAUGUUAAUAAUUUAUUAAUAGUUAUGAAAAAUGUUAGUACAUAUGACCCUGUAAUAAUAAAUAUGAUAAUGAGACAAAUAAUUCCUAUUUUAUUAAAGUGUUCAAAUAUAGAAUUUUUAAUUUUUUUAAGUAACAUAACAGCAAAUACUAAUCUAAAAUUUAUUGCCUUAACACAUAUGUCUAGGAGACCCAAACUUUUACAUGUCUUUAAAAAAAAAAUUAAUUCCAUAACAAGUACAAUAUUAAACAGUUAUGAAGAACCUGAUGGUUCAUAUCAAAAUGAAUUAAAUAUGGAUACGUUAAAUUUUGUCGAGGAAAAUAAACAAAAUUUAAUAAAAAAUGAUACAACAUUUUCAAAUAUUGAAAAAAAAUCUGAUGAAGAUAUUGUACCAUUUAUUGAGGAUACUAAAACAACGAUUAAUGAUAUGCCAAUUAUAAAUAAUAUUUCUGAACAUUCAGAAAAAAAAAUCAUAAAAAAUAGUAAUGAAAUAAAUGACAUGUAUAAUAGUUUGAGUAAAAGAAAAAAUAAUGUUGAUCUAAAUAGUUGUAUAGCACUUUGUUAUGCAUGUUUUAAUAUACAUUAUGAAGAUGAUAAUAUUUUAAAAAUGUAUGAUGUUAUAGAACAUAUGAUAGUUGAAGAAAGAAAACCAAUUAGUUCGUUUAUGUUAUUAAAUUUUUUAUAUAUACUUACCUUAACAAAUAAUAAAUUAAAUACAGUUAUCAAAUUAUCACAAGAAUAUAUGGAUAAUAGAUAUGGCUAUAAUAUAGAAGAACAAAAUAAUAAUUUAAAAUAUCAGACCCAAACAAAUACUACAAUCAAUGAUAAUAACAUAAUGAUGAAUGAAGAUACAGGAAAUGAUAAAAAUUGUCAAAUUUUCAAACCAUUAACAAGCUUUAAUUUAGUUUAUGAAGAAAAUGAUGGGUUGUCUAAUUAUAUAGAGAUUGGGAAUGAACAAACAUCAUUAAUAUUAUUAAAAUUGUUAUAUAUAAAUGUUAUACUAAAUAAAUAUAAUUAUUUAUAUCAUAUAUUAUGUGAAAUUUCAAAAUAUAAUGACCAUUUUUAUAGUUAUGAAUUUAUUAAGUUAUCAAAACAAGUUUGCUAUCAUAUUUAUAAUUUUUCAAACUUUUUUUCAAAAAAUAAAAAUAUUGAAUAUAUAUGGAAUAAAGUAACAAAUAAUGUAUAUGUAAAUGAAGAACAUAUAUUUUUAGAUUUAAAUUAUGAAAAAACAAAUUUUAAUUUUAUUGAUAUAAAAAAAAAUAAUCAUAUUGUUAAUAAGCUUUUAAAUAAUCCUAAAAUAGACCAAAAUAUAGAUAACAAUAUAACUAUUGCUAAAUAUUUUUAUUACAUUUUAAAUUACAAUCUUAAUGAUAUAAAUAAUAUAACUUCAAAGAAGGAUAAAAAGAAAAUUAAAAUGUUUCAUUUUGAUAAUGUUAUAUCUGAUAUUCUUAAUUUCCUAAAUGUACAAUACAAAGGGUCAUAUACAUAUGAAAAUAUUUAUCAUAUUUGUUGUUCAUUCCCUCAUGAAAGACAUUUGAUAGAUAUAAUAUCUUAUGAAGAUGUUUUAUACCCUUCACAUAAACCCUUGUUAUCCGUGGAACUAAGACAAAAGCAACUCGCCUUAAAAGGAUGGGCAGUUCAUUCGAUAAACUUCAGAGACAUGUACAACAGCAUAAAAGAUAAAAAUAUAAUUUGCUACAUUUUUAAUAUUAUAAAAAAAAUAAAAAAAGAUUUAAAAGAUUUGCCAAAUAAUGUAGAACAGAAGGAGGAAGAAGAAUUUUGGCAAAACCUAAAAUAUGCUAACAUUUGA